CUGUAUUGCAAGUCAUGUGUUGUUUGUAUGUAUUUAUUGCUAUUUAUUAGAAGUGAGACAACAGUAGGAGUCGUCACUGAUAUAGAGUUAAGCAUUGAGUGAAUGAAUGAAUCGACUCUUCAAUUGACUACAAGUUUUGUGUGAAAAAUGGCUGAAAAUGUGUUGAUAUAAACAAAUGAUUGUUUGGUUUGAUAUGAAUUGCCAUCACUUUUAUACCUAUUAUUGAAAAUGAUUUUAUUUGUCACUCAAUUGUUGUCAUCCGUUAGUCUGUCAUUCAAACUGUCGUCAAAUAACAGAGAGAUGUUUAGUCAAUAUAUUUGCCACCAUUUGUUUGUUUAGUUAUCAAUUGAUUGUCAUUUAAUUAUUAAGUGAUCACUCGGUGACCACUUCGUGACAAGUAGUGUAUAGUCGAGUGGACCACUCGGUGACCAAAUGGGUGCCAAACAGAGCACUACCACCACAAAUGCCAGUCCCUCUCAUGUGCUUCAAAGUAACGGUUCGUCCAAUGCUGGCCAUCACAACCACGCAGUGGCCACCAAUGGUCGGUCAAAUAGCACAAGAGUGACGCCAUCGACCAGUCAUAGCAAUGCAAACAGUGAUAUACAGACAUCCAGUGAUUGGCGACAACGGGCUCGCAGUUUGUCCAGUGUUUUGAACGCAUCUCAAAGCAAUGGCAGUGCAAUACAUGUGCCACAAAUGCAUUCAAGUUUCGGUCUCUCCAUCUCUCCUGAAGAUGACUUACAUAACGAAGACCUCUCUUUCGGACGGGUCUUCUCUGCCCAUUCACUACCCGUUCAAUUGAUUUCAUUCAAUGGAAUCAAAUGUCCCGUUUGUUCAAAAUUUGUUUUACCUGAUGAUGUCGAGUGUCAUCUGGUUAUGUGUCUUACAAAACCUCGAAUCAAUUAUAAUGAGGAUAUGUUGACUGAAGAUAAGGGAGAGUGUGUCAUAUGUUUAGAAGAACUCAAUAAAGGAAACAUUAUUGCAAGGCUUCCAUGUCUUUGUAUAUACCAUAAGAGAUGUAUCGAUGCCUGGUUUGAAGUCAACCGUUCGUGUCCGGAGCACCCACAAGACUGACCUAAAAUGUAUAGAAAUAUAUAUAUAU
Oppia nitens is the source of this 1102-nucleotide messenger RNA. Its product is annotated as E3 ubiquitin-protein ligase znrf2-like. Lineage: Eukaryota; Metazoa; Arthropoda; Arachnida; Sarcoptiformes; Oppiidae. Bases 433 to 1074 code for a protein of 213 amino acids. The record is from RefSeq and is a predicted model, not a curated record. The transcript is spliced from 4 exons.